Molecule: messenger RNA, 5217 nt
Organism: Anolis carolinensis (green anole)
Lineage: Eukaryota; Metazoa; Chordata; Lepidosauria; Squamata; Anolidae
Product: zinc finger and SCAN domain-containing protein 2
Exons: 5
Coding region: 74-3247 (1057 amino acids)
Biological process (GO): regulation of transcription by RNA polymerase II
Cellular component (GO): nucleus
Molecular function (GO): RNA polymerase II cis-regulatory region sequence-specific DNA binding; DNA-binding transcription activator activity, RNA polymerase II-specific
Source: RefSeq, a predicted model, not a curated record
GCAUGUGCGUGCGUUCGUGCGAGUGCUUCCGGAUUGCCUGUUUUCCCGCGUGAGGGAGGUUGUGGGGCUCGUCAUGCCGUGGUCAGAGAUGGCUAUCAGGCCUCACGGGCCCCUCGGGAAGGAGGACGCCAUUACAGGAGCCGAGAGCGACAGGGAGGAGAAGGAGGAGGAAAGUAAUCAAAAAGAACAUCUCGCCAGCAGUGCCAUUGAGAAAACGAUGUCAGGUCAAAAAGAUACACUGAUAGGAGAAUCCCAGGAUGAAGAUAGUGGCAGUCCAUUCCCCGCAGCAGCACAAUCCAGGGGUCCUGAAGGAACCACCAAAUAUUUUGGAAAUUGCCCCGUAGUGAAGGAAGAACCUGAAGAAGCCCCCGCCCAGCAAUGGGAAACGCAGUGGCAGGAGUACCUGAGUUCAGUGGAUGAUUCUGCUUCCCUGCCAGAAGCUCCCCACUUUCCACAGGAGCCGGCCCCUUGGGAUGACACGCCAGCCUUCCUGGCCUCCUUUGAACAAGUGGCCAAAGCCUACCAGUGGCCCGAGGAGGAGUGGGCGGGCCGCCUCCUCCCGACUCUCAAGGGGGAAGCCGAACUGGCUUUCAGCAGCCUGGAGGAUGAAGAAAGAGAGGAUUAUUGGAAAGUGAAGGCAGCCAUCCUGAGAGGAGACACCCUGAACCAAGAGAAGAGCCGCCAGUGCUUCCGGCGUUUCUGCUACCAGCAAGCGGACGGGCCAAGGGGCACUUACAACCAACUCCAGGAAUUUUGCCGACAGUGGCUGAAGGCCGAGAGAAACUCCAAGGAGCAGAUCCUGGAGCUGCUGAUCCUGGAGCAGUUCCUGACAGUUCUUCCUGCAGAAAUCCAGGGCUGGGUCAAGAAGCAUCACCUGGAGAGCGGCGCCCAGGCCGUUUCCCUGGCAGAGGAUUUCCUGCUCCAGCAAGGGUUGCCUCUGGUGAAGGAGGAACGGACAAUUGAGUCCCAAGGGGAAGGAUCUGUGAUUUUGUCAGAGCUGGAGGAAAGCCUGUCGGAUGCUGGGCCAAGGCCACAGCUGUGCAGGGUAUCUGAAAUGGAGGAAGACACAGACUUCUCUGAUACUGACUUGUUGGCAGAUGGUGAGGAUGAGGAGAAUCACCUACAAGAAUACCCUGAACACCGGAGAACCCACUCGGGAGAGCACCCAUAUCGAUGUUCUGAUUGUGGGGAAGGUUUCUUAUCAAGACUCUCACUGGAGGCACACCAGAGGGUGCAUAUGGGACAGAAAGCGUCUUUGUCUCCUCCCGAAGUGACAGUUUAUAUUUGUGGCGAGUGUGGGGAAACCUUCAACAGUACUUUGGAUCUUAACGCACAUGAGAGAAUCCAUGCAGGACAGAAGUCUUGCACGUGUAAAGAGUGUGGGGAAAGUUUCUCCCAGAUGUUGGACCUGAGGGAACAUCAGAGAACCCAUAGUGGCUUCAAAACGUCUGGCUCUGGAGAGAAUAACUUGUGGGCUUCAUCUCAUAAAAACCACAGAGAUAUCCAUAGCGGAAAUACUAACACUCUGACUUUACGUGAAGAAACCCGAACAAAGAAGAAAACCCUUUCGUGCCCAAGGUGUGGGGAAGUCUGUACUUGCACAUGGAAGCUUAGAUGGCAACUAAAAAAUAAAUCCAGUUUGAAUGUGAGCCGCACACGAAGGAAUUCCUACAAGUGCUCCAAGUGUCAGAAAUGUUUUGCCAGUGAGAUCACCCUAAGCAUACAUCAGUGCAUCUAUAUUGGGGAGAAAAGGAAGCAAUUGAACACUCCUCUGCGAAGGGAGAUUGUGCCAAAGAGGAAGGACUUUGCCAACCAGAGCCUCCGCAAAGAGAAACCUUACCGGUGCACUGACUGUGGGGAGAGUUUCCUGUGGGCAGUGUCUCUUAAAAGGCAUAGAAAAAAGGCCCACAAAGGGAAGAAAUCGGUUCCUGUUUUAGAAAAGGUGCCUGGUAUCCAGGGGAAGCGCUACGCAUGUCAAGAGUGUGGAGAAAGUUUUGAACGCCAGGGGCUUCUCAAAAUCCAUCAAUGUGUUCGUGCUAAAAAGAAACCUUAUUCGUGUGCUAUCUGUGGGGAUCGUUUCCAGUGGGGUGUAUCCCUCUACAGGCACAGAAAGGAGGUCCACAAAUGGAAAACAUUUCCCCAGCAUUUGCAAACGGUACCGGGUAGGAAGGAAAAAAUCCACACGUGCAAAAAGUGCGGGAAGAACUUUAAUCGACCCUGGCGCCUCAUGGCCCAUCGGUGCAACCCUGUGGCAGAGAAUCCCCACCCCUCUCCAGAGCACGGACAGACCCUCCCACAAAAUAUAUCUGGUGCUGGAACGAAAUGUUUUUCAUGUCCGGUGUGUAAGAAGAAGUUUGCCAGAGAAAAUCACCUAAACGCACACCAGCACAUCCACACGGGAGAGGAGCCCUACCAGUGCGGCAGCUGCGGAGAGCGUUUCAUGUGGAGGCCCUCUUUUUACAGCCAUAGGAGGAAGGUGCAUAAAGGAAUUGCGCGUCUUACAAGAGCGACGCCAUGUGUGAAGGGGAAGUGCACUGUCUGUGGGAAGAGUUCCAUGUGGGAGGCCACUUUUGAAAAACUCACAAAGAACCACAGGAGAGAGAAUCCAACCUUCAGUCAUAAGAAAAAGGGAACAAGACUCCAAGGUGACCCGAAUACGUGUAAAGUGUGUGGGAAAACCUUUAGUGACCGAUCCUAUGUAGCAAAACAUCAGCGCAUCCACACUGGAAAUCAACCCUAUCAGUGCUCAGACUGUGAGCUAACCUUCAGGUGGCGUACAUCUUUUAUAAACCACAGAAAGAUUCACAAACAUCAUAAGCCAAGCAAGUUAAUUCAGAAAUUAUCUGGCACGGAAAAGACAUCAAUGAAAUCUUAUAAAUGCUCGCACUGUGGAGAAAGUUUCUUGGGGCUCGCAGCUCUCGACUUGCAUCAAAUGACGGACCAUAUCGGAAAGAAACUGGUCCCUCUUUUGGAAAGGAUCCCCAAUACACAGUACGUGAUGGCUUUUAAAACUGGCAAAAGGAGCCAUAAGCAGACGGAAGGACUAAUGCAGAAACCCACUCAAAAGGACAGCAAAAGCUACGCCUGUAGCCAGUGUGGGAAAAGCUUUGCGUAUCCGUCAAGCCUUUGGAGGCACCAGUAUGUCCAUCUUCCGGUGAAGCUGUUUCAAUGCCACCUGUGUGGGAAGAAGUUCAUGCUCAAGGAAUACCUUGCAAAACACAUGAAGCGCCAUGCUGGCCUCCAGUAGAUCUGGUUAAGUCACAAAGAGCAGCGCGUGCCCAACAUAGGCCAGCAUAAUGGGCACGUGAAAAAUUGCAUCAUUAUGGCUCGUGGAAGGGAUCGCUGGGAACAAUUUUGGCAUUGAUGGCUAUGGGGAAACCCAGAGAAAUCUCCAUAUGCAGCUCAGGAAUCAAAAAAAUUGAGAUCUCAGGAGAGGAAGCUAUCAUUGGACUCCAGAGCGGGAAAUAAAUGUAGAUGUUGUUUCAGAAAAUGUGUAUAAUGUAGGGGGAGAUUCAAAGAGUUGUUCAUACUUGGCCUCAAGACAAAGACAAGGAAAGGAAUCCCAGUGCUAGGCAGACCCUAAACAAGUUAACUUGAAUAUUAUUAAUUGACAAUAUGCUUUUCAUCGAAUAUUUGUCCCCAAAUAUACCUCCAAUGCCUUUUACAGGUGUGAGGAAAUUUUGUGAUGUUAUACUCUCAUUCAUAGAAUCAUAGAAUUGGAAGAGACCUCAUGAGCCAUCCAGUCCAACCCCAUUCUGCCAAGAAGCAGGAAAGUCACAUUCAAAGCACCCCUGACAGAUGGCCAUCCAGCCUCUGUUUAAAAGCCUCUACCACAGUCCGGGGCAGAGAGUUCCCCUGCUGAACAGCUCUCAGUGAGGAAGUUCUUCCUCAUGUUCAGGUGGAAUCUCCUUUCCUUUAGCUUGAAGCUGUAGUUCUGUGUCCUAGUCUCCAGGGCAGCAGAAAACAAGCUUGCUCCCUCCUCCCUAUGACUUCCCUUCACAUAUUUAUACAUGUACCUCAUUAUACUCCUCUCAGCCUUCUCUUCUGCAGGCUAAAUAUGCCCAGCUCUUUAAGCCACUCCUCAUAGGGCUUGUUCUCCAAACCCUUGAUCAUUUUAGUCGCCUCCCUCUGGACACAUUCCAGCUUGUCAACAUCUCCCUUCAAUCACGGUGUCCAGAAUUGGACACUGUGAUUCCAGGUAUCACAUUUUUGGCUCAUGUUUAAUUUGUCCAUGAGGACUCUCACACAUAUUGCCAUCAAACCAGACAUCCCUCAUUCUGUAUCUUUGAAUUUCAUUUUUUCUGCCUAAGUGGAGUAUCUUGCAUUUGUCCCUGUUGAACUUCAUUUUGUUAGUUUCAGCCCAUCUCUCUAAUCUGUUAAUAUCAUUCUGAAUUCUGCUCCUGUCAUCUGAAGUAUUAGCUCUCCCUCCCAAUUUGGUCCUGUCUGCAAACUUGAUGAUCAUGCCUUCUAGCCCUUCAUUUAAGUCAUUAAUAAAGAUAUUGAACAGAACCGGGCCCAGGACAGAACCUGCUUAUGGCACUCCACUCAUCACUUAUUUCCAGAAUGAAGAGGAAGCAUUGGUGAGAAUCACCCUCUGGGGUUCGUUCUCUUCACCAAUUCCUUUUUUUUUUCUUUACUAACAAGAAGUGAUUUGGAAAUUGACCUGACAAUUUCCUGGUGGAAAAUGGCCUCCAAAGGGCCUGAAACAUUAUUAAAUAUCACCCCAUAUCCCUGAGUCAAAUAUUGGCUUGCAUUUGGUGGAAAUAAAAUACUAUUGUACCUGAAGGCCAAGGCAGCCCACCUCAUUUAGAAAACACUGGAUUGGAUCCAAAUAUAGGUGCCUCCAUCUCAGCUGGUAGAGGCAGAUUUCUCCUUUCCUAUAUUUCUUCCAACAAUAGAUCUGCCGUUCCCUAUAAAUGGAAUAGGGGACAUUUUUGGCAUGAGUAUGAAACUCAAGACAGGUUUUUUGCAGGGAAAAUAUAUGUAAUGUGCUGUACUACUUUGAAAAGUUGUAUGAUGCCAUUUUAGAGAGUGAGAUGUAGGAUUAUAUGUAUCUGUAACCCCGGGAGACAAUAAUUGCAAGCCCCUUUCUAUGUGUCAUUUUCUAUAUUUCACUCGAUUUUGUUAUUCUUUCCUUCUUUUAUAUAUUUUUUAAUGGUUGUAACAUUUAUCGUUUUUGAGAAGUUCUCAAUAAAAACCAUUUGUUUGUUUUUUAAA